UCUGAGAGCGACGGAAACUGCCUCGUGAGCACGCGCGCGAGCAUUCAACUUGCCAAUUUAGAUCCACAUUAGUCAGUCUGUGUAUCCUGUCCGGAGAAGCAGAGCCGUGAAAAAGAAAGGUGCGUAUUUCCAUAACGUGGAAAUGAGAAAAGGAGUGAUAUCAGCAGCAUGACCGGAGUUUGCUUCUGUCGGAGACCCGGUCUGUGUCGAGCGGCAUGCGUGGACUCUUCGUUUGUGUUGUGUGGGAAAAAGGAGGUUUGUUUAAUAGAUGGGCAAAUGGAGGAGAUGUGCCCAGCUGCCCAGGAGACUCCAAAAGUGAGCCACAAAUGUGAAGAGGUGGCUUUGGAGGAAGAAAGCAGUGAUGAGAAAAAGGAAAUCCUGCUACACAGGAGCCUCCUUUCCAUGGAUACCACAGGCAAAAGAAGUGAAAGCAUUAAGAAAGAAGACUGUAGAAGGAAUGCUGUGCUGCUUCAGCAGGGGAGUCACAGAAUUAAGGAGGAGGAUUGUGAAUGCAAAUUAGUAAGCAUCAAAGAGGAAGAAUCUGAACCGAGAUCUAUUAGCACUGACAUGAAGAAAAGUGAAAUUGUAAGCAGCAUCAAGGAAGAAGCCAUCGCAUCAGAGUCUUCCUCUCAGUAUGUGUGCCCAGAGGUGUCUCAGUUAGGCUUUACAUCGAGCAGCCACCAUACCCGUGAGCAUUAUUCUGUCCAUCUGAAGUGUGAAUCUGACAUGAAGAGGACCGAGAAAGCAUCAUAUUUAAGUCAAUGUAGAGAAGAUUUACAAGAGAGCGGUUAUGGCUUUCCACCAUCUGUUAUUCAGACUUCUCUUCGAUGCAAACCACAGCAGAAAAUUCAUAAUGGAAAUAUGAAGAUGCUGAAAUCUGGAUCAGAGAUUUUAAUACCAGCCAUUUUACAGGGUAGUCCUCCAAACACUGAGAAACUAAGAAAAACGGACACAAGAAACAGUCAGCAACAAGUACAGAGUUCAAAUUCAACAACUUUUCAUGUCUGUGAAGAUUUGAAAAAAACUAUUAAAUGCAAAUAUAAAUACAAAGAUAAUCCAAGGUGUUGCAUAAGACAGGAGCUAUUUUGCUGUUCUGAAUGUGGGAAGCAAUUCUCUACCAGUCGGAGUCUUCAGACACAUACAAGAAUUCACACUGGAGAGAAGCCAUUUUGCUGUUCUGAUUGUGGCAAACGAUUCACAGCCAAUAGCGGUCUUCACAUACACAAAAGAAUUCACACUGAAGAGAAGCCAUAUCGCUGUUCUGAAUGUGGAAAACGAUUCAUCAGUGGUGCCAAGCUUCAGAUCCACACAAGAAUUCACACUGGAGAGAAACCAUAUUGCUGUUCUGACUGUGGCAAACAAUUCUCACGAACAAACUACCUUUGUAUUCACAGGAGGGUUCACACUGGUGAGAAGCCAUAUAGUUGUUUUGACUGUGGCAAACAAUUCACUCAAAUAAGCAACCUUCAGAUUCAUUCAAGAAUUCACACGGGAGAGAAGCCAUAUUGCUGUUCAGAGUGUGGCAAACAAUUUACCACCAAUGGCAGUCUUCAGAUCCACACAAGAAUCCACACGGGAGAGAAGCCGUAUUGCUGUUCAGACUGUGGCAAACAAUUCUCACGAAUGAACUAUCUUCAGAAUCAUAGAAGAAUUCAUAAUGAAGAGAAACCAUAUUGUUGUUCUGAAUGUGGCAAACAGUUUGUUCAAAUAAGUCAUCUUCAGAUCCACUUGAGAACUCACACUGGAGAGAGGCCAUAUUGCUGUUCAGAAUGUGGCCAAGAAUUUGCCACCACCAGCACCCUUCAGACCCACAAACGAAUCCACAGUGAAAAGAAGCCAUGUUGCUGUUCUAAAUGUGGCAAACAGUUUUCUGUUGGUAGUGCUCUUAAAAGACACUUAAAAAUUCACACUGGAGGCCCUGAUGGCUGAAGGAUUAUUAAACUGAACGACACAUCAAACGUUCCAGAUUAAUUCACUGGAAAAUCUGCAAAAAAAAAAUGCAACCUUAGCAGCAACAAAGAAACACUGGAACUACUAUCCAGACUGCAAAAUGGAUAACGAGGAGGCAUUAGUCACGUGGAGCACACAAUACCAACUGACGAUAGAAGGGACCAGAAAACCAGAGAUGGUUAUCAAAGAAAAUCCAUUUAAGUGGGGCUGAGAUCAAAAGAAACUUCUGGGCUCAUCUAGAUGCCCUACCAUCACGCCUAUGAACUAUGACAGGAGGCAUCACCCAGGACAAAGACAAGUUCUCAUGGGAAGUUUAAGAACAGCAGUACAACAGUACUUUACAACUUAAUGAAUGAGGUUCUCUCCUGUUUUGAUUAUGCUCAAAACAGAGCAUUCUGAGAAAAAUCAUAUUGCUGUUCUGAAUCUGACCAAUAACUUGUUCAAAUUAGCGGACUUUAGACCCACACUCACAUUCACAUUUGAUAGAAGCCUUGUUCGUGGUCAUAAUGUGACAAAUGAUUCUUCAGUUGCAGCACAACUGAGUCCCAAUAGGAUUGUGGUGCUACGAUCAGUGUAAACGCCAUCUUGUGGUGCAUUGUUAAUUUACUAGUGCUUCCCAAAAAGCAUCAUAACUCAAGUGUAGUAAUAAUAAAUAAUAAUUCUUUGCAUUUAUAUAGCACUUUUCUCACUACUCA
This is a messenger RNA of Polypterus senegalus (gray bichir), 2645 nucleotides long. RefSeq names its product zinc finger protein 660-like. Gene Ontology annotation, cellular component: nucleus. The transcript has 3 exons. Gene Ontology annotation, molecular function: RNA polymerase II cis-regulatory region sequence-specific DNA binding; DNA-binding transcription factor activity, RNA polymerase II-specific. The record is from RefSeq and is a predicted model, not a curated record. Bases 169 to 1929 code for a protein of 586 amino acids. NCBI's taxonomy places the organism in Eukaryota, Metazoa, Chordata, Cladistia, Polypteriformes, Polypteridae. Gene Ontology annotation, biological process: central nervous system development; regulation of transcription by RNA polymerase II.